Juglans regia (Persian walnut) is the source of this 1273-nucleotide messenger RNA. RefSeq lists its product as uncharacterized. The record is from RefSeq and is a predicted model, not a curated record. Bases 87 to 1091 code for a protein of 334 amino acids. The transcript has a single exon. Lineage: Eukaryota; Viridiplantae; Streptophyta; Magnoliopsida; Fagales; Juglandaceae.
AUUUGGCGUGAGGAUGUGAGUAAAAUUUUUCUUGUAUAAAUGAGUUUUCCUGCUUAUUCAACGAACUCUCACUCACAAUCGCCGCCAUGAUCUCACGCUGGCUCAGCUCUAAGCUUCCAAAACCCUAUCAUGUAUUCUCAUCAUCCGCCUUGUCCCUCAUCAUCUCCCCCAAUCUUCGAAACCCUAACCCUAAACAGUUCUCAUUCCUUACCCCUCAAUACUUCAGCUCCAUUCCCUCACAAUUUGCACCCAAAACACACUCGAGCCCAAAUUUCAAUCUCUUAAACUCCACCCCUGCAAAUUCCUCAAACUCCAACACCAUUACUGAAUUUCAGGACCCACCAAACGAAAAAGCACAAAGUUUCCAUCCUGGUUCCAUUAGAUCAUACUCAAGCUCGAAUAACAGUUCUCAAAACCCUCACCGUUAUUGGUUAACAAAUGAAAAUUCCGCGAACAUUUUACCCCUAAACCCCGGGAAAGCCCCAGAGUUCAAGCACCUAUCUAUUUUUGGUCCAAAACCAUUUGGUACCAAGUUCCAAAGUUUUGACCUUCACUGGUUUAAUAGAGGAAAAUCCAGGUUUUAUUCAACCUCCGAUUCAUCCUCUGAAUCGGAGAAACCCCAAAACGCUAGUCAAUACCCUAGUCAGAACCCUGAUUUCAAGCAUCAAGAAAUCGAGGGACCAACCGUAGAUCGCGACCUCUCGGCUUUAGCGAAUGAAACAAGAGAAGUUCUAGAAGGGAUGAUGAAGACUAUCUAUGGUUUGAGUAAAGCAGUGGCUCUUCUGGGUUUGGUUCAGCUUGGCCUUGGAGCUUGGAUUUCUUAUAUUACCAAGUCCCCUAUUGCCGAGAUUUCAAUGCAGAGCGCUUUGGCAUUUGGCUUUCCAUUCUCGUUGGCGUUCAUGUUGCGGCAGUCAUUGAAGCCGAUGUACUUCUUUAAGAAGAUGGAAGAGCAAGGUAGGUUGCAGAUUUUGACCCUGACUCUCCAGAUUGCUAAGAAUUUGAAUAUUUUAUUUGUUCGACUUCGUGGGGUUUCUUACAUGUGUGUUGCCGGCUUGUCAAUUGGAUUUUUGGUCACUCUGCUGUCAAGAUGACUUAGCUUUGUUCUAAAGGAUUCAUUGAUGAGGAUUUGCCUUGGGUUUACCCAUAUAUGAGUUUUGGGUUUUCAAAUCAAUAAUGAGUCCACCGUUGACUUUAUAUAUGAUUGCCAAAUCAAAAUUGUUAUCUCUAUCUAGUUGUAUAAAACUCACGUGCUAAACUUGAGUUAUUUGGUGCA